This is a messenger RNA of Arabidopsis thaliana (thale cress), 455 nucleotides long. RefSeq lists its product as uncharacterized. The record is from RefSeq and is marked reviewed. The transcript is spliced from 2 exons. Bases 120 to 377 code for a protein of 85 amino acids. Lineage: Eukaryota; Viridiplantae; Streptophyta; Magnoliopsida; Brassicales; Brassicaceae.
GUCACCACCAAACAGAUAAAACACUGGCACUUUCUAUAUGGGGAAAGAGAGAAUCAAAGAACAAUGAUAUUUUGUUCUAACCAUCAAAAAGCAUAUUCUCAGUUUUCAUCUCCGCUCUAAUGGUGGAGGACAUCUUCACACGAUGCCUCUCUGAGAAUGUUCUUCAUGCUUCACAGACACACAGACAUUCUUUGGAGAAAUCUGCAGAAGCUUUCUUCGUUUUCUUUCCAAAGGUUCAUGAAGAUGACCAACAGUGGAACUCUCGAGCCAGAGGCAUGAGAGAAACUCGUACAUUUUCCCGAUCAUCACUCUCCAAGCGUUUUGUAUAUAUUCAAGAAUUGAGCUCUAUCAUUCACAAGUUGUAUAUUAGAUUAUAAUUUCCAAAAUCACUCAGAAACUUAUAUAGGCAUAUCAUUUUAAGUGAUAAGAUCCUCUGAAACGUUUAGACAAAAUAA